AUGACUUAUCCUUUGAGUGACAACUUUUGCUCCAGGUUUAACUGCUCAAAGCCAGGCCUGCCUUAUGCUGUUGGCGCGGUGUUUACAGUUCGCUCACAUAGGCCUCCUUCACCCACAAGCACAAGUUACGAUUGCUCGCUCACCUCUGAAGCUGCAUAUGAGAGAGAAUCAUUGCACCCUUUGGAUCGUUGUAUCAAACACCCCCCUCUUGCUGGAUCAGAUGGGCCAACAACUGCUGAAUUGAAGAUAGAUGGGGCUGUCAGAAUUGGAGAUAAUCACAGUGCUCAGCUAGUUACUGUUCAAAUCCUACAUACUUCACCUCCGAAGAUGCUGCCAACAGACACAAAUCUCCUUGCCAAGAUCUAUGACCCUCUCUACUUUGAUCAUGAACAAGAUGAUGUAGACCCUUUCCUUUGUGUUGACCGCGAUUAUGCACGUGAGACUGCCGCCUACCUCGCACUCCCUCAGCUCUAUGGGACUGUCAUACCAAAUUACUUCGGCUCAUAUACGCUUCAGUGGCCAAUUGAUGGAACUACCACGCGCUUGGUUCGACUGAUCCUAAUUGAGCUUGUUUCUGGGACAUCUAUGCAGCAACUGAGUCCCAUGAAAUUCUCGCAGAGAGAUCGUCAGGCUAUUAUAAAGGCUAUAAUUGAUGCUGAAACAUUGCUCUACACAUGUAAUGUCCGGCAUGGGGACAUACAUCCGCGGAACAUACUCUUACAGAACACAGCCAAAACUUGGAAGAUAACAAUCAUUGAUUUUGGGAAAGCAAGACUUGGGAGGACGCCAUAUCCAGAAGAGGAGCAACGAUAUCUCCCUGAAGUUUCAAUUUCACCGCUGCUCCGCUGGAAUAAGGCUUGGGGGUUUUGGCAUGUCUUUGAUGCCUGGGUUGAUUGGGACUGGCAAUCUUGGCUUGAGGAUGUAUAUGAGGAUACAACAGCUUCGAUCACAGAUCACAUGAGGUCGGUCUGGCUACCAUCUAUUCUGACUCAACCUCUAGAGCCAUUGCCGGAUUUUUAA
Histoplasma capsulatum G186AR is the source of this 1020-nucleotide messenger RNA. RefSeq lists its product as uncharacterized. Gene Ontology annotation, molecular function: protein kinase activity; ATP binding. The record is from RefSeq and is a predicted model, not a curated record. The transcript has a single exon. NCBI's taxonomy places the organism in Eukaryota, Fungi, Ascomycota, Eurotiomycetes, Onygenales, Ajellomycetaceae. Bases 1 to 1020 code for a protein of 339 amino acids. Gene Ontology annotation, biological process: protein phosphorylation.